Messenger RNA from [Torrubiella] hemipterigena, 1305 nucleotides. Lineage: Eukaryota; Fungi; Ascomycota; Sordariomycetes; Hypocreales; Clavicipitaceae. The record is from the annotation of a GenBank genome assembly.
UGCAACUCAUGGCAUGCCCCUCUCCCUCGAUCACUCGAUUGCAAUCGACGCAAAAGGUUGAGCAGGGUAGCCACAUUACUUUAUAUCAAAUAUCGUUCUUUAUUCUCCCAGGACAAACUCUGUACACUUUUUCAUCACUAAUUUCCACAAAGCUCAUUGCAGUGGAAAACGACCAGUAAUCAAGAUGGGUGGUAGUCCUGACGAACCACCCUGGAAGCCGGCUGUCGAUGCUGUAUACAAAUACUACAAUUUCUUAGUCGAAGAGCUGGAAGCCAUCCCAGAAGACUGUGUGGAAUACCCUCCGGAGGAAGGCUGGCCAAACAUCACCGAGGAGUCGCUUGCUGGUCUGCAAAAAAAAAAGCAAGUCGUCGACGUGCUGCGCCAUCUACCGUACAUCAAAUAUAGCAACGAGUUCAAUGUUCAGAUCGCCUUUGGAACAGAAGCUCUUGACUAUAGGGGUGUGAAGAUUGCAGUUGGUGAUAGAAAUAGAUGGAUUCCCCACGGGGACCCCGAAUUCCCCCCUCAUGUUGUUGUCUUGACUUCAGACCGCAGCGCAGGAUCUUACGGGAGUCAAGUUCUACUAGAUACGGAGAAAAACACAUUUAGCGACUAUCAGCCUGGGGGGCCUUUGAAAGCUUCUGAAACUACUGCAGAAACCGACCCUAACGACUUCUGGCACUCUUACGAGACUCGGCCUGUGGCUGAGUUUUUCGGCUUGUGGGAAGAGCGAUUCUACAGUCUAGAAUGGACCGUUGAUCCAUUCGACGACGAAGGAGGCAUGCUGUUACGAUACGAUAAUAUGACGGAUGAGGUCCGCCAAAUUUACCGCGAUCACGGAUGGCCGCAUAGGUAUCGUCGUCGUGAGUGUCGUGAUGCCCUACAGGAAUGGCAUAGAACUAUUAACGAUCGACUGGCGGAGCCGGGAAAUAACCUGCAUGAAAUCAACCGUCAACCGCCGGGCCGGUAUGAGAAUCAGCGUGGCUCGGAUGAUGAAGACUAUGACAGCUAGAUAAGACCAAAACUAUGGUUGAUUUGAUUCAUUAUAUAGUAGUGAUUUCUGGAAAUGACUGCAGACCACGACGCCGUCUUUCCAGUCGAAUGAACAGCGGACAAUGCUCCGCAAAGUGUAAUGGGUAGAGGUUAGAUAAUUAUUUGUGCAUACACAUUAUACAAAAACACACAAACGAAUAAACAAUUAAGAAUUUCUCGUGAUCUUAAUUUAACUCAGACCUGUCGUCAUCGGGGCAGCAGCUGCAAAUGUCUGGGAAACCUAAUGCUGAUACUCAGAGCUAAAGGAGCGAUCGU